Myotis davidii is the source of this 1846-nucleotide messenger RNA. It is a transcript of the gene UBASH3B, whose product is annotated as ubiquitin associated and SH3 domain containing B. Gene Ontology annotation, cellular component: cytoplasm. The coding region runs from base 1 to 1467 and encodes 488 amino acids. Lineage: Eukaryota; Metazoa; Chordata; Mammalia; Chiroptera; Vespertilionidae. Gene Ontology annotation, biological process: negative regulation of bone resorption; regulation of osteoclast differentiation; negative regulation of protein kinase activity. The transcript has 11 exons. Gene Ontology annotation, molecular function: protein binding; protein tyrosine phosphatase activity. The record is from RefSeq and is a predicted model, not a curated record.
AUGGCUGCUGGAUCCAAAAAAGGCAAGAGACAAAAAGCUUUGGCGUCCACUGGAGGAAGAAGCGUUCAAGCCGCGUGUGACUGGCUCUUCUCCCACGUGGGCGACCCCUUCCUGGAUGACCCGCUGCCCCGGGAGUACGUACUGUACCUGCGCCCCACGGGCCCCUUGGCCCAGAAGCUCUCCGACUUCUGGCAGCAGUCGAAGCAGAUCUGCGGGAAGAACAAGGCGCACAACAUCUUCCCCCACAUCACCCUCUGCCAGUUCUUCAUGUGCGAGGACAGCAAAGCAGAUGCCCUGGGGGAGGCCCUGCAGGCCACCGUCAGCCGCUGGAGGGGCAAGUUCUCGGUGCCGCUGCCCCUGGAGCUCUACACCUCCUCCAACUUCAUCGGGCUCUUCGUGGAGGAGGCCAGCGCCGAUGUCCUCAAGAAGUUCGCCGCCGACUUCGCUGCUGAGGCUGCAUCCAAAACCGAAGUGCACGUGGAGCCUCAUAAGAAGCAGCUGCACGUGACCCUGGCUUACCACUUCCAGGCCAACCACCUGCCCACCCUGGAGAAGCUGGCCCAGAGCAUCGAUGUCAAGCUGGGGUGCGACUGGCUGGCAGCCAUAUUCUCUCGGGACAUCCGCUUCGCUAACCAUGAGACCUUGCAGGUGAUCUACCCCUACACCCCCCAGAAUGACGACGAGCUGGAGCUGGUCCCGGGGGACUUCAUCUUCAUGUCUCCCGUGGAGCAGGCCAGCACCAGCGAGGGCUGGGUCUACGGCACCUCCCUGACCACCGGUGGCUCCGGGCUCCUGCCCGAGAACUACAUCACCAAGGCCGACGAGUGCAGCACCUGGGUGUUCCACAGUUCUUACUCCAUCUUAAAUGCAUCGUCUUCCAACGCACUCCCAUUCGGUGACGGCAUAUUGGACAGGCGGUCUUACGAGGACCAGGGCCUGGGGGAGAUGGCGCCCCUCACCAUCGUCUGCCCGCCCUCGCAGCCUCUGAGGGCAGGUAGCCAGCCUGGCCCCCAGAAGAGAUGCCUCUUCGUGUGUCGGCACGGCGAGAGGAUGGAUGUCGUCUUUGGGAAGUACUGGCUAUCCCAGUGCUUUGAUGCCAAAGGCCGCUACGUUCGCACCAACCUGAACAUGCCUCAGAGCUUACCUCAGCGGAGCGGUGGCUUCCGGGAUUACGAGAAGGAUGCUCCAAUCACUGUGUUUGGGUGUAUGCAAGCAAGACUGGUGGGUGAAGCCUUAUUGGAAAGUAACACCACAAUUGACCAUAUCUAUUGUUCCCCAUCCCUGCGCUGUGUUCAGACUGCACACAACAUCUUGAAAGGUUUACAACAAGAAAAUCACUUGAAGAUCCGUGUGGAGCCUGGCUUAUUUGAGUGGACAAAAUGGGUCGCUGGGAACACAUUACCUGCCUGGAUACCUCCGUCAGAGCUGGCGGCAGCCAACCUGAGUGUUGAUACAACCUACAGGUAACCCUGACGCUGCUGCUUCCUGAGCCCAACGUGCAAGUACUUUCUACAGCAGCCUGCUCCUUAGGGAGAUGAAGGACAGGACAGAGCCCACGGGCAGUUAUCCACAUUGCUGGCGGCCAGGCCGUGAUAUCAAACACCCAAACUGGAGGAAGCCAGAGCCCUCCUGUAUUCAGCUUCCUGUAGAUUAUAUCCCCCCACGCACAGUGGAUUUUCCUGACUGUAUUCUACUCUUUCAGGAAAUAAUAAAGCCACUUUGUGUCCCAGGGCCAGGCACCAGCCAAUGAGGAGACAAGCUUCUAUCUCCCAGAAGCUUGUUGGGAGAUAAGGGAAGUGACCAUGUCUUAAAUUGUCAUAUUUAAUUUUUCAAAACAUUUUUUAUU